Molecule: messenger RNA, 1033 nt
Organism: Moneuplotes crassus
Lineage: Eukaryota; Ciliophora; Spirotrichea; Euplotida; Euplotidae
Source: the annotation of a GenBank genome assembly
UUGGCAACUAUUGAAAAGCUCUUCCUUGAUUACUGGAGCUCUUGGGUUAAAAAUGUAAAUACUUUAUUAUUGGAAUCAUUUUGAUGUAGAUAUUAUUUACAAUUUGGAGGAUUACUAAAUUUGGAACUUCCAAAAAUCAUUCACAGAGAUUAGCAAGCGACCAUAAUGUGGAAGAAGUUGGGAACAAUGUCAAGCAUGAUUUUAAUUCAGCUCUAAAUACAGGAAAAUAGAAGUAAGCUUUGUAUGAGGACUAGAAGAUAUUGAUACAGAUUGUGUUAGGAAUUAGGAUUCUAAUGCUCUUGGAAAGCUCAUUUAUGAUAAAACUUUUAACCUUGCCCUUGUUGCGAACCAGCAAAGAGUUCUUGACAUUUGUUCAAACUUAAGAUACCAUAAAUUUGUAGAAAAUAAGGUCGUGACUUGAUGGUUAGAAGAUUUUUUGCCAGCCAAGGUGGAGGCUCUCCAGUUUCUGAAGCUAACUUCGAUACUCUUCUUUAAUACUUAUCUAACGGCUAUCCAAGGAGAACAAUAUUAUAACCAAAACUUGAUUGAAUAUUUCGAAGGAAAGCUUCACUUUAUCCAAGUUGCGACUCUAACUCCUGAAGCUCCUCUUGAAGUAAGAAACAUUGUAUCUUAUACUUAAAAAUGGGAGGCUUUACAAGAUUCUUAUAACAAUGUUUUCUCAGAAGGAAUCAACAAGGCCUUCCAAACUAGUGGGUGUCAUUGGGUAUGUCUAGAGACAGAGUCUGAGAUAAUUAGAGGUAUCUAUGCAGGAUAUUUGAUUUCUAUAUGCUUCGUAUUUUAUGCCAUGCUUCUGUAAACUCUAAGCAUAAUGAUUGCCAUCUAUGUUGUCAUAUGCAUUUCAAUUAUCGUCACAUCUUUGAUAGUAAUUAUGGAGCUAAAUUCUUGGGGAUUCGGUGUUAUCGAAGCAAUAGUUAUAAUAGUUGGAUUCUCAAUAGAUUAUGUUGUGCAUUUUGAAAACCAUUAUGCCGAAUGCCCCUUCGAAAUAGACACAAAAGAAUCAGUGCAGUUUUAG